This is a messenger RNA of Anneissia japonica, 2358 nucleotides long. Its product is annotated as glutamate receptor 4-like. NCBI's taxonomy places the organism in Eukaryota, Metazoa, Echinodermata, Crinoidea, Comatulida, Comatulidae. The record is from RefSeq and is a predicted model, not a curated record. Bases 50 to 481 code for a protein of 143 amino acids. The transcript has 5 exons.
CACUAUUGCAAUUUUAGAACUUCGUGAAAACGGAACGUUACAGAAACUGAUGAAUAAAUGGUGGUACCACAACAGUGAGUGUGUGGAUACGUCACCGCCCCGGAGACGCUUAAACUUAACGAAUCUUGGCGGUGUGUUUUAUAUAUUAAUCGUGGGUUUGUUCAUCUCUAUGUUCGUUGCCAUCAUUCAGUUUUAUUGGAAAUCCAAGAAGGUAGCAAAGAAGCGAAGGACUCCUAUAUCAGUUGUGUUGAAGGAAAAGGCUAGGCUAUCUGUGACAGGCGAAGGUUUACCUAUUGUUCCUCAGUAUCGCGAUACAAAGUCUGCGUUAACCCCGCCUAGUAUGCGGUACACAUCGUCAACGACGAGCACGCUUGAAAAGAAAGAAACGCUUUUCUUAUCAGAAGAAGACGAUGAUGAAGAGGAAGAAGGGAAUACUGUCGAUAUUGCAAGUUUAUAUAGCCGAACUGGAACCGAAGUGUGAUUGAUAUCCAAGUUUAAUAGCCGAACUGGAACCGAAAUGUGAUCGAUAUCCAAGUUAACUGGAACCGAAGUGUGAUUAAUAUCCAAGUUUAUAUAGCCGAACUGGAACUGAAGUGUGAUCGAUAUCCAAGUUUCAAGUACUAGACCUAAGCUUUUUUGAAAGUUUCGUAACUUUAGUAAAAUCAGGUAAAUCUAAAUCUAUCGGACCAGGGUGUCAUGGUGUUGUCUUAAAGUUUUAGUAGAUUAAAGGGUAUGAAAUCUGGCGUUAUAUUGAAGUUUGCAUAAAUCGAUUCCUUAUAUUAUUAUGUACUUUAAUUUCUUUUAAAUGAUACAUUUUGAUUGGAGUUGUAUAAUUGCCUUCUAAUUCAUGCUUAGACCCAUUUGAAAUAAAAACCUAAGCGGGUCAGUACGCCCAGAAUCUUACAAACGAAUAAAAACGGAGCUGCACCGUAUUGUUGACGGUAUGUUUUCAAGAAGCUUUGUUAAUUGUCAGUAAAGUCUGCGAGUCCCGGAAAUAUAUUUUGAUUUUUGUUUUCAGUGGGCUGGUACUACUUUGGUGUCUUAAUUAUUAUUAUUUUUUUUUUUUUGGAAUGGGGUGGGGGAAGAGAUUAGAUUAGAACUUUUCGCUAAGCCCCGUUCCUUCAAUAACACGUUCUGAUUGGUCAGAUUUUUGGGCUUGAAUGACACUAUGAAAAGGUCUAUUAAAUUAGUUUGGUAGGAACGGGUUCGUACUUUUAGAAUAAUACAUAGUACUACCUCCUUUCUGUCGAGUCAUAUAUAAAAUUUCAAACCUGCAUUUGCCUGCCUAUCCACAUUUUUGUUCUUUUUAGAUAUUUCCAAAUGAUUAGAAAUUAAAUAAUUGUCAUCUAUCAAUAAUAAAAACUUCAGCAAAUAUAUACUUGAUGUGAUCACUUAAUAGGCCACAUUAGCUUUAAUGUUAAAACAAUUAUAAUAGAUACUGUGUUCACAAUGAUUCGGUCGUAGUGGUGGUGCCAGCGGGCAAGGUGUGAAGUUUUCUGUCCGGCACGCAUGGAUCGCCUGUCAUCCGGUUGUCGGACUAAAUUAAUAUUUUUAAUUAUUUAUCCCAUAAGACUUUUUGAGGCUAAGCGAUUUGUCUCUUAGCUCACCUAACGAUUUCUGGACCCUGGCCACAGGCUCUGAGGCCCCUUGGUUCGGACACCCUGUCGGACGUAGUCGUCUGUCGCUACAUUUCUAGAGCCUUCACUUGGACUGUCUGGCAACUAGGUUAUCUGAAAAAAAAAUGUUAUACCGAGAUUCAAUUGACCCAUCAGUAAUUCUAGUGCCGGUAUUUUUCAGCAAAUCCAGUUUAAUAAUACUAUAGUUGGUAUCCAUACGAAACCUUAUAAUGGUCUGUGUAAUAGAAUUUUUUAAAGUGCUAUUCACACAAGUUCACGUCAUUUUAACGCACACGUAGGCCUAUUAUUUACGCAGUUAUUCCAGAGAAUGGAGAUGUAAACGUCACUGCAUCCAAACCAAUCUAAACUUCUGAUAAGCUCAUGAUGUUUAAUGGUGAAUUGGGCUUGGAAAUAUGACGUCAACUUGUAACUUUAAUAUAACGAAUUUUUCCAAAAGUGUAGGUCUACUGUAGAAGGUGUUAAACGGCAAUAUUUUGUACCGAUUUUUUAGAAGAAACGUGUCAUUAUGUAUACUGUAUGUGAUUGUAAUGUAUGCAAGAUAUUACGUUCAUGUAUUUUAGACUAGAAUGUCAAAUCUAGGAUAAUGACUUGGUCCAUUCCCAUGACCAUCUAACACAGUUUAAAUGUUAACUAACAUGUGAGACUAACAAUUUUAAUAAAUUGAUGAAUAUUAAUGUUGCAUUUAUGAGAAAGCAAUAAAAGAUGAAAAAGUCGUUCAGUA